AUGGACGAUGUUCAGAGUGAAAAUUCACAAACUGAAAAAUCCUCUAGUAGGAAGCAGAUGGAAGGGACAGCAUUGGCAAUCUUAAUGGAGAAUAGUGCCCAAGUAUUCGGAAGCGCAGAGAAUAAAUUCAAAAAACGAUUAUUUUCUAACAUUACUAACUGCCAAAAUAGCAGAUAUCAGAAGCGAAAUGUCCAGAAGAAUGACCGGUUACAAACUUCCAUUACGAAUUAUGCUGUCGUCAAACAUAGGCCAUCAAAUUUUGAGAAUUUAAGAAAAACGGUAAAUGAAGAAGCUGUGGAAAACGUGAAACAGACUGGAUGGAAUGAUAACACAUCUCUUUACUAUCCUCGGUCAACUUCCGAAAUUGACAUAGAGGAUGAAAUGACGGAUGAUUCAUUAUGUCCCAAGCAAAAUGAUAGUGAUAUCGAAAUGAAUGAAUUACAAAUCCGCUUCAAUCAAACACUCGGGAAGCGUUUCAGUGUAGCGCAGCAGGAUGUACGUGAAGAUGUGCAACAACCACUAAUUAAACGGCGGAAAGAAGUAAUUUAA
Loa loa (African eye worm) is the source of this 549-nucleotide messenger RNA. RefSeq lists its product as hypothetical. The coding region runs from base 1 to 549 and encodes 182 amino acids. Lineage: Eukaryota; Metazoa; Nematoda; Chromadorea; Rhabditida; Onchocercidae. The transcript has 3 exons. The record is from RefSeq and is a predicted model, not a curated record.